AUGAUCACAGGCAGAGGCAGGUUAAAUUUCCGAAGGGCAAGAAGGCGAAGCGUGUGGACGCCGACGGAAUCCAGGACGGGAACGGUGAGAAAAAGAGAUGGAUGGACCCCAGUCUCGCUGCCAAGGAGCGUUCCAAGCGCCGCAACAAGAUGCGAGAAAGCGAAGUUUUGGGUCGGCCUUUCCGGCGAAGUGCAGUACGAGGAUAAUACUAACUUUGAGGAUGAUGGUAUUCAAAUAGAACCAUUCAAUUUGAAGCAAGAGAGGGAGGAAGGCUAUUUUGAUGCAAAUGGAAAUUUUGUUGAGUAUGCUAAACAAAAUGAAAUCAAGGAUGCAUGGCUAGAUAGUGUUGUAGUUGAUACCAAGUUGGCAGGAAAGUUUAAGCCAAAAGCAUCUGCAGAGGAGGCAUAUGAUGAUCUGUCUUCAGAUGAUGUUGGAAAAAUAAAAAGGAGAAUAGCAAAUGCACUUCAACCUGGAGAAACAAUAAUUCAAGCUCUAAAAAGGCUGAAAGGCCCUUCAACGGAUAAGAAAGCAAAGUUGCUAGAGACUUCAAAAUGGAUUUUUGAUCAACUCACUGAAGAUGCUAUGAAACUGAUGGAGAAUGGAGAGUACAAUGUUUACUAUGAAGAUCAUGAGACUUUUGUUCGGGAGGCAGAAGGAUAUGAGCGUUUAGCUCAUGCAAAGGCAAACAAAUCAAAUAGCACAACACCUGCCGAACCGACUGAUGGAGAAGAUAUAUUUUCUGAUGAUGUUCAGCAUAGAGAACAAGUAUCAUCUAUAUGGGGCAUUCGUCCUGGAACUUCAGUACUUGCAGAUUCUGCUCGACAAGCAUCACCAGGUGAUGGUGGUGAUCAGUUUGACAUGUUUGGGGAUGAUGACGAUACUACCAAUGUGAAUCCACCCACCCCAAGUGCUGUCAGCUCUGCUUCAGAUUUUCGACAAGAUAAUCAACCUACAUCAAAAACCUUAAGUUCUUCCAAAGACUUGGACUCUGGAGAUGUCAGUCAUGGAAGGGCUGAAAAUGAUUAUGUAUAUGAUGAAUCAUCAGGUUACUACUACAAUAACAGUUUUGGUUAUUAUUAUGACUCAACCUCGGGAAUGUACUGUUCUGCUACAACAGGGACAUGGUACACAUAUGACGAGCAAAAUGAUACCUACACAGAAAUACAGAGCUCAACAACAGGAAGCUGAAGACGUCCCAUCCUUAGAUGGAUCAAAAGGGUGUAAAUCUAACUGCCUAAGCCUUGCUUACAGAACUUCAACUGUGGUUAAUCCACUGUAUACAUUCUAGAGCAUGGACAAAGAAAAAGGUUCUUACAACGUCUCAUGUUUUCAUCAUUAUUUGUUCUAGAUCAGAGAAAUUACAACUACUUCUAAGAGCUUCCUUUGCUCAUCGGAAACCUUAUGUGGGAUCAGACCGGUCAUCCUAGACUCAAUGAUAUUCAGUCUGAUUAAUCAUUUUUUUUCCCUUUGCUCGUCAAUUACCACCGGGGUCAUGGUAUCGCGAUAGGAUAUUCAGGUUAUCACCGAGGCAUUCGCGGUUCGAACCCCAGUUAUAGUGUAUUUGUAGGAAUUUUUUCUCCAAAUAGGAGGUGUAAUCAAAGGAUGCUGGGCUUCUGGAUU
This is a messenger RNA of Zingiber officinale, 1620 nucleotides long. RefSeq names its product angiogenic factor with G patch and FHA domains 1-like. Gene Ontology annotation, cellular component: U5 snRNP. The record is from RefSeq and is a predicted model, not a curated record. The coding region runs from base 1 to 1188 and encodes 395 amino acids. The transcript has 9 exons. Lineage: Eukaryota; Viridiplantae; Streptophyta; Magnoliopsida; Zingiberales; Zingiberaceae.